AUGAAUCAAUAAAUAUUCUUUGGAUAUUCAAGAAUAUGUUUAAUAGUAAUGCAAGAAUUUAAACUUUUUCAUGAAACUAAGCACAAGCAAAUAAAAAGAAAUUAGCUAAAUUAUUUUGGUGUUUUAUUUGAUAAAUAGGCUUUAUUUAAUAUUGAAGAAUUAAUUAUUUAAUACUUAAAUAAUGAAGAACUACUGAAGAAAAUAAUAAACUAAAAGUUAAUAAGGUUUAAUCAGAAAUAUAUUUUUGACCAAAAAAUUUAGAGGCAAUAGAGCUAAGCUGAUCUAAGCUAACAAAGCUAUUUGAGAGUUUAAAAAAAGAAAACCAAUAAUUGA
This is a messenger RNA of Tetrahymena thermophila SB210, 333 nucleotides long. RefSeq lists its product as hypothetical. The record is from RefSeq and is a predicted model, not a curated record. Lineage: Eukaryota; Ciliophora; Oligohymenophorea; Hymenostomatida; Tetrahymenidae. The transcript is spliced from 3 exons.